AUGCAAGUAAAGGAGCGUUUCAACGAAACAUUCAGAAAUGGGUUGACUCCUAUUUCAAAAUCUACCGUCGAACGAACGAUUCGGCGGUUCAAUGAUACUGGCAGCGUGAAAGAUCGACCUAAAACGGGUAGGCCAAUGACAACAACAAAUUUUGACAAUUCAUUGAAUGUUUUAUUGUCAUUCAUUGAUGAUCCGCAUAGUUCAACCCGUAAGGUCUCUCAAGAACAUGAAAUAAGUACAAUGUCUGUUCAUAAGAUAUUGAAAAAAAAUGGAUUUCACCCGUACAAAGUUAACCUUGUUCACGAGCUAAAUGAAGACGAUUUCGAUAGACGCGUUGAAUUUUGUGAGUAUAUGAUGUCACGAAUCGAUGAUGACCACAACUUUCUAUCGAGAAUAGUCUUCUCGGAUGAAGCAACAUUUCAACUAAAUGGGACUCUGAAUAGGCAUAAUUGCAGAUAUUGGGAAACUACAAAUCCUAAUUGGAUGAGAGACAAUAGAACACAAUAUCCGGAGAAACUGAAUGUUUGGGCUGGCAUAUUAAGAAAUAGAAUUAUAGGACCGUUCUUUAUUGAUGGUAAUUUGACUGCUGAAAAAUACGAGGACAUGCUCCGGAAUCAAAUUGUUCCCGUAAUAAGAGAAAUCUCUGAAAACUUCGAACACAUAUGGUUUCAACAAGAUGGAGCUCCGCCCCAUUAUGGAUGA
Molecule: messenger RNA, 702 nt
Organism: Trachymyrmex cornetzi
Lineage: Eukaryota; Metazoa; Arthropoda; Insecta; Hymenoptera; Formicidae
Exons: 1
Coding region: 1-702 (233 amino acids)
Molecular function (GO): nucleic acid binding
Source: RefSeq, a predicted model, not a curated record